Messenger RNA from Encephalitozoon hellem ATCC 50504, 660 nucleotides. RefSeq lists its product as uncharacterized. The record is from RefSeq and is a predicted model, not a curated record. The transcript has a single exon. Lineage: Eukaryota; Fungi; Microsporidia; Unikaryonidae. Bases 1 to 660 code for a protein of 219 amino acids.
AUGUUUUUCUUAUUUCUAGGAUGUGUUUUUUCAAGAACCUUGUUCUAUCUGGAUGAGAGCAAAGAGGUGGAGAGUGCCUUAAGACUGAAUGGGCAGACUGUGGUUCUGAUGCAGGCGAAGCUGUUUCACAGGGCGUCAUCCAGCCACCCAUGGAAAGAGGCAGAAGGAAUAAGCGUAGGGACUAAGCUUAGCAUAUAUAAAUCAAACGGGGACUACAAAAGUGCAGAUCCAGAGCCAAAGAACUUGAUCUUUAAGGAUGUAAAGCACGAGACAUCCACAACAUUCUUCUACACAACUCCAGAGACGGGAUACUACACCAUAGUGUUUUCCUUGGAUACAGAUGUCCGAGGAGAACUGGCACUCGAGCUUGCCAUCUACGAGGGACGUCCGUGGACACCCGAGAUUGUUUCGGGGACAGACUACCAGAUGGAGUGGCUCACAAGGAAGAUGAGUGACCUACUGUAUGUCUCGAAGAACAACUUCGACAUGCAAAGCUUGGACGAUUGGGAUGAGGUAGAGUAUACGGGCCUAUACAACAGCAUAUUCAAGCUUAUCAAUAGGAUAGUUAUUCUCAAGAUAGCUACAAUAUUUGCUACCUUGCUGUACAUCAAUAGGAAAACAAAGGAGUUCUAUAUAUCCAAAAAGAUAGUGAAGAAAUAA